Molecule: messenger RNA, 1773 nt
Organism: Trachymyrmex cornetzi
Lineage: Eukaryota; Metazoa; Arthropoda; Insecta; Hymenoptera; Formicidae
Product: multidrug resistance-associated protein 4-like
Biological process (GO): transmembrane transport
Cellular component (GO): membrane
Molecular function (GO): ABC-type transporter activity; ATP hydrolysis activity; ATP binding
Source: RefSeq, a predicted model, not a curated record
AUGUCUGAACAAAAUAAAAAGGACUACACCAUCGUAGACCAGCCGAAGUGUGUCGAGUACAGCAUUUCAAUCAAGAAUGGCAGCGCCAAGUGGCAGGGCUAUGAACGGGAAAACACCUUGCAUAAUAUAAACAUAAAUGUGCGUCCUAAUGAACUAAUUGCUAUUGUCGGCCAGGUCGGUGCGGGCAAGAGCAGCCUGAUGAACGUCAUCUUGAAAGAACUGCGUUUGCACAAAGGUUUUAUACAAAUUAACGGCAAAAUUGCCUAUGCCAGUCAAGAACCGUGGCUGUUUGCCGGAUCGGUGAGACAGAAUAUUUUAUUUGGACGAAAUAUGGAGCAGGUUCGAUACAAUCAUGUGAUUGAAGUGUGUCAGUUAAAGAGAGAUUUCAGUCUGCUGCCUUAUGGUGAUAAAACAAUCAUAGGCGAGAGAGGUAUCAGUCUUUCCGGUGGCCAGCGGGUGGCUGAGAUGCGAACAGUAGGCAAUGUUUCCGGCAGAGUUUAUACGAAUUACUUACGCGCUGGUGGAAACUGGUGCGUGAUGUCCAUUGUGGCUAUGCUUUUUAUAUUGACACAAUUAGCAGCCAGCAGCGCCGACUUCUCUCUAGCCCAAUGGAUUGAAAUAGAAGAACACUUUAUGAACCAAACGGAAAACGGCGUCGUAGAGGACCCGAGGAGUCCCCUCACCCGCAUGCAGUGCAUCUACAUCUACAGCGGGCUGAUUGUGUUAACAAUCAUCAUCACCCUUAUCCGCUCAUGGACGUUUUUUUGGACAUGCAUGAGGGCUUCAAUGCGCUUGCACGAUCGCAUGUUUCGCAGCAUUAGCCGCGUCACUGUGCGAUUCUUUAACACUAAUACACGUGUACUCAAUCGCUUUUCCAAAGACAUGGGAGCCGUUGAUGAGAUGCUGCCCGCUGCGUUUAUUGACUCACGUUCGCCAGUCUUUGCUCACCUGAGCGCGACAGUUCAAGGGUUAUCUACGAUUCGCGCGUUUGGGGCGGAACAAAUGACUUCGGUGGAGCGCAUCCUUGAAUACAACAAAGUGGACAGCGAGCCUCCUCUCGAAAGUACUCCUGGUAAAAAGCCCAAGUCCGAAUGGCCGCAGGAAGGCAAGAUCGAGUUCAAGAACGUAUUUUUGCGCUACGCACCGCUGGAGUCGCCGGUACUUAAGAAUCUUAACUUCGUUAUCUUUCCGCGGGAGAAAAUUGGCAUCGUUGGUAGAACCGGCGUUGGCAAGUCAUCCUUAAUCCAGGCUCUCUUCCGCCUGUCCGACAUGGACGGUCUGAUUGAUAUCGAUGAAGUCGACACAAGCCAGAUAGGCUUGCACGAUUUGAGCUCCAAGAACAGUAUUAUCCCUCAAGAACCGUUCCUGUUCUCUGGCAGCCUGAGACGGAACCUCGAUCCAUUCGACUCGUAUAUGGACGAACCACUAUGGAGGGCUCUUGAGGAGGUUGAGUUGAAGGAGAUGGACUUGGAAGCCCACAUCAAUGAGGGCGGCUCCAAUCUCAACGUCGGCCAACGGCAAUUGGUCUGCUUGGCACGAGCUAUUGUGAGGAACAAUUCAAUACUCGUGCUGGAGGCGACCGCGAAUGUGGACCCGCGAACAGACGAACUCAUCCAGACAACUAUUAGGAAAAAAUUCGAGAAGUGUACAGUGCCAACAAUUGCUCACCGACUCAACACCGUUAUGGACAGCGAUCGUAUUUUGGUGAUGGACGCCGGAAACGUGGUGGUGAGUCAAUUUUUAAGAAUUUUUGUCUUUUUAAGAAUUUUAUAA